AACAUUCCCUCCCAGGUCGGCCAAACCGAUCUGCGUUACCAACAACAGGCUCUUGUCUCCCAUCAGGAGCCCUGGGUUCGUCCCAUCCAGGAACCCUGUUUAUGUAAUGGAAGCAGCUUCGAGAAUGAUUGAACCAAGUCCUCCUAGGAUGGUUGCUGCUAGAACGCGCUUUUCGCCGUCAUCCAACUCUCCUUCAUCGGUUCCUAUGAGGAUUCAAGAUUUAAGAGAGAAACUAGAAGCUGCACAGAAGGUUUCAAGCCGCCAAGUCAGUGAAAUGCACAACGAUAAGAAGAGAGCAUUAGCAUCAGUCUCAAAACCAUCAACUAGUAAUAGUAAGUUCACAGGGAAAAACAGUUCUUCUGAUGGUUUGAAGAGAAAAGCAAAGCCACCUUAUGUAUCUGCACAAGCAAAGACCAGCACAACGCCCUUAAGCGUCCUCAGCAGAAGCCAAAAGGAGAAAGCAGAAGCUAAGAAUGGUCUCAGAGGAGGAGCUCACAUUAACACAGGAAAGAGUGUGCUUAAGCAGAAUCACCAGAAACAGAACUGCAGAGACAACAACCAACGCUCAGUGACCUCUGCUUCAAACCAAAAAAGCAGCAAUGUAGUUAACAAAGCUGUGAACAAGGUUCCGGUGUCAAAGCAGCAGGGUGAGGCAUUAGCGGGAAAGAACACUUACUUAUCUUUGUCCCGCAAAAAGACUCUUCCCAGGAGCAAAAAACCUCCAAAUGGGAGGAUGCAAGGAACUGGAAUCAAAAGGAAUGAAAACGUGAUAAAAUGUAACGUCACCAUUGAUAAUAACACAGGCAAAGAUGAUCGGAAAAAGGAAAUGGAUGUGAUCUCAUUCACGUUCUCAUCCCCCAUCAAAGGCUUAUCAUCUGAUUCUCUAUCUUCCACUCAAGGAAACACAGACCGAGACACAGACUCUGCAGUUAGUUUCGAUAUGUUUGGUGGAGAUUCUUUAAAUGUUCUGUUAGAGAAAAAGCUCAGAGAGCUGACUUCUAAGCUUGAGUCUUCUAGCUGUAGCCUGACCCAAGAAGAGUCUUCACGCUCCAGUGCAAACGAUGGGGUGAAAGGGAAGUCGACACAAAACGGUCUGGAUACGGUUUUAUCAGAGAGUGAAUCUGUUUCUGACUGCACUUCAGUCUAUGACAAACAAAAGUUUCAGAUGAUACAAGCAGAAGAGCAGGAAGUUAGCAGCAUUAGCACUGUGACAGAAGCUGAUGAUCUCAGAAGCUUCUGCAACAAGGGCUUCUCAGAUUGCAGACAGACCACAGAACAUGAGAUUAAACAGUCCUCACCAGAUCAAGAAUUCACAUGGGUUUCAUCAGCACAAGAAGAGUCUGAACUCUCAGAGUCUGUAAUAACACUGGCUUAUUCAGAAGACGAAGAAAGGCUAGACUGGGAGCUUGAGUACAUAUCUGAGAUCCUCGGUUCUGACCAACUGAUGGUGAAAGAGUUUGCUUUGGGGAUGGCUGCUGAUAUAUUACCUGCGAGCCUCUUUGAUGAAAUGGAAGGCCCUGGAGAAGCAACAGCAGCCAAGCUUAGAAGAAAAACUGUAUUUGAUUUUGUCAAUAACUCCUUAGCACUUAAAUGCGAGCAGAUGGUUAGGGGUACCUGCAGAGGGAUAUUCGGGAAAGAGGGGAUUCUGUUUGAACAUAGAGUUUGGUUAGCUGAAGAACUGAACAGAGAGGUUCAGGGGUUGAAGAAGAUGAGGGAGAUGAUGAUGGACGAGCUUGUUGACAAAGAGAUGAGCAGUUUGGAAGGGAAUUGGCUUGAUUUCGAGAGGGAGAGUUAUGAAGAAGGCAUUGACAUUGAGGGAGAGAUAGUCUCUACGUUGGUUGAUGAUUUAGUUAAUGAUCUUGUCUGUGUGUUCAAAGAACAACAAGGGCAUGGGUUAGUGUCUGCUUUUGUCAGAGUUUGAUCUUCUCUCAGCGUUGUAGAAGCUCCUGGUCAUAUCCUCUGAGCAUUCCUUAUAUAUUUUUCAACGGUUCUUUUGAUUUGUUAUGUAUUGUCUUACAUGGGUAAAUCCCUUUAAAGAUCGAAUGAAGUGCAAAUAAACUAUCAAAAUGAUUAAGAAAAAUGUUUAACAACUUUA
Messenger RNA from Raphanus sativus (radish), 2095 nucleotides. RefSeq lists its product as uncharacterized. Bases 107 to 1921 code for a protein of 604 amino acids. The record is from RefSeq and is a predicted model, not a curated record. The transcript is spliced from 3 exons. Lineage: Eukaryota; Viridiplantae; Streptophyta; Magnoliopsida; Brassicales; Brassicaceae.